AUGCAUAUGAUUCCUUAUUAUUUCAUUACAAAUUAUAGGAACAUUAAAUUUUUUUUACGAAGGCUAAUAGUAAUUCCACUAUAUUCUGGAUCAUUUCAACGUGGAAAAGAUUUCGAAUCAUAUGAAAUAGGGAAUCAACCAAAUGGGUCGGAGGGAGUAAAAAACACGUGGGGAAAUAGGCGGCAAUCAAACAAGUGGAUCACCAUAUUCGUGGCAGUAGUGGUAAUUCUUAUCACCUUGGGGUGCUUCUUAUGCUUUGCAAAAUGGAUAAAACACAAAGCAGAAGCGGAUAGAAAGAAGAAGCAGAAGAUGCUCAUACAAGAACUUGGUGGUGGUAAUGUAAUACCUUCCACAGUACAUGACAAAGUGAAGAAACAGAAUAAUGAUGGUCAAGCUAGCCAGGAGCUGCAAAUUUUCAGAUUUGAAAGCAUUUCUGCUUCUACAAGUAAUUUCUCAAUUGAAAAUAAAUUAGGAGAGGAGUAA
Quercus robur (English oak) is the source of this 483-nucleotide messenger RNA. RefSeq names its product G-type lectin S-receptor-like serine/threonine-protein kinase At1g67520. The transcript is spliced from 4 exons. NCBI's taxonomy places the organism in Eukaryota, Viridiplantae, Streptophyta, Magnoliopsida, Fagales, Fagaceae. The record is from RefSeq and is a predicted model, not a curated record. The coding region runs from base 1 to 483 and encodes 160 amino acids.